Molecule: messenger RNA, 1872 nt
Organism: Rangifer tarandus platyrhynchus (Svalbard reindeer)
Lineage: Eukaryota; Metazoa; Chordata; Mammalia; Artiodactyla; Cervidae
Source: the annotation of a GenBank genome assembly
AUGGCUGCUGAGAAGCAGGUUCCCGGAGGCGGCGGCGGAGGCGGCACUAGCGGCGGGGGCAGCGGCGGUAGCGGUGGUGGACGCAGCGCCGGAGGAGAGGAAAAUAAGGAAAACGAGCGGCCUUCGGCUGGGUCGAAGGCACACAAAGAAUUCGGGGAUAGCCUGAGUUUGGAGAUUCUUCAGAUUAUAAAGGAAUCCCAGCAGCAGCACGGUUUACGGCAUGGAGACUUUCAGAGGUACAGGGGCUACUGUUCACGUAGACAAAGACGUCUUCGGAAAACACUCAACUUUAAGAUGGGGAACAGACACAAAUUCACAGGGAAAAAAGUAACUGAAGAUCUUCUGACUGAUAACAGAUACUUGCUUCUGGUUCUGAUGGAUGCUGAGAGAGCCUGGAGCUAUGCUAUGCAGCUCAAGCAGGAAGCCAACACCGAGCCCCGAAAACGGUUCCACUUGUUGUCUCGCCUACGCAAAGCCGUGAAGCAUGCCGAGGAGUUGGAACGCCUGUGUGAGAGCAAUCGUGUGGAUGCCAAGACCAAGCUGGAGGCUCAGGCUUACACGGCUUACCUCUCAGGAAUGCUGCGGUUCGAACAUCAAGAGUGGAAAGCCGCCAUUGAGGCUUUUAAUAAAUGCAAGACUAUCUACGAGAAGCUGGCCAGCGCCUUCACAGAAGAGCAGGCUGUGCUGUACAACCAGCGGGUGGAGGAGAUCUCGCCCAACAUCCGCUACUGCGCCUACAACAUCGGUGACCAGUCAGCUAUCAAUGAACUCAUGCAGAUGAGAUUGAGGUCUGGGGGCACUGAGGGUCUCCUGGCUGAAAAAUUGGAGGCGUUGAUCACUCAAACUCGAGCCAAGCAGGCGGCCACCAUGAGUGAAGUGGAAUGGAGGGGCAGGACGGUUCCCGUGAAGAUCGACAAAGUGAGGAUCUUUUUACUGGGUUUGGCCGACAACGAGGCCGCCAUCGUCCAGGCUGAGAGUGAAGAAACCAAGGAGCGUCUAUUUGAAUCCAUGCUCAGUGAGUGUCGGGACGCCAUCCAGGCCGUGCGGGAAGAGCUCAAGUCAGAUCAGAAACAGAGAGAUUAUACCCUAGAUAUGGAGUCGGGGAAGGUAUCUAAUCUUCAGUACCUGCACAGCUACCUGACUUACAUCAAGCUGUCAACAGCGAUCAAGCGGAACGAAAACAUGGCUAAAGGGCUGCAGAAGGCCCUGCUGCAGCAGCAGCCGGAUGAUGACAGCAAGCGUGCCCCUCGGCCCCAGGACCUGAUCCGGCUCUAUGACAUCAUUCUGCAGAAUCUGGUGGAAUUGCUCCAGCUUCCUGGCUUAGAGGAGGACAGAGCCUUCCAGAAAGAGAUAGGCCUCAAAACUCUGGUCUUCAAGGCUUACAGGUGUUUCUUCAUUGCUCAGUCCUACGUGCUGGUGAAGAAGUGGAGUGAAGCCCUUGUCCUAUAUGACAGGGUCCUGAAAUACGCAGACGAAGUGAAUUCCGAUGCCGGAGCCUUCAAGAACAGCCUCAAGGACCUGCCGGAUGUGCAGGAGCUCAUCACACAAGUGAGGUCGGAGAAGUGCUCCCUGCAGGCAGCCGCGAUCCUGGAUACAAAUGAUGCCCUCCAAACAGAAACCUCUUCCCAAGUCAAGGACAAUAAGCCCCUGGUUGAACGGUUUGAGACCUUCUGCCUGGACCCUUCCCUUGUCACCAAGCAAGCCAGCCUGGUGCACUUCCCACCGGGAUUCCAGCCCAUCCCCUGCAAACCUUUGUUCUUUGACCUGGCCCUCAACCACGUGGCUUUCCCACCCCUUGAGGACAAGUUGGAGCAGAAGACCAAGAGUGGCCUCACCGGAUACAUCAAGGGCAUCUUUGGAUUCAGGAGCUAA